CAGGCAAAAUACAGGGUAGGCAUAAUCAGCUCUCUUACAUACACACAGUCUGUCUUUGUCUGAAAGACACAGCAGUGUAAUUAGUAGGCCUAAGACUAGUUAGAUGUAUGCAGAGUUUGGGCAAAUAGACUAUUGGUACUGGUAGGCUACUUGAUAUUAAUUGAGUGUAUGCAUUUAUGUUUUGAAUGUGUGGCUUGGCAAGCAGACACAGUAAGGUGGUCACAGUGGUGUGGGUUUUCAGAGUUGUGUUGGCAGAUGGGGGUGGGGGAGUGGGUUGCCAGGUAACAUGCUGCGGUUACAUUACCUGCUCAACAGUGUCACUGUGACGCUGAACUCACAAAGAUGCACCCUCCACACACACACACACCCACACACACACACACACACCACAAAACACACAGUGCUGUCCUCUCACAUCAUCGAACAAGAAGUGAGAAUCAGGAGAGUGAGUCUCAACUGUGGAAUGUCUAACUUAGUGCAUGCUGCUCUUCUGAGCGAUUAGAGUAUAUUUAUUCACUGGACUUCAGCACAAGCAGUAAAGGCUUGCGUUUAUGUUUAGAGUGCUUGAGUGUGACAGUUGGUAAGUCUGCGUUAGGAUGAGGGGUUUAUUGCUGGUGUUGCUUGGGACACUGCUGACAUUGGAGGUGAUUCAGAUGAUCACUGCCCAAACUGCAGCAGAUGAUGUGGCUAAUGGAGAUUGCAAGCGGAUGGAUUCUUGUGAUCAGUGUGUGAGCCUUUCCCUCAACAACACAGGCUGUGUUUGGAGGAUCUGUGACAAUGAAAAUAACACUGGGUGUGUAUCUGAUACUGAAGACUUUCAGGGCUGCAACAGGUUAAACGAAACCGACAUGUGUGCAGGCACUGAUAUUGAUAUUGAUAUUGAUAUUGACAUAGGUGAGUGCAUUUUGACACCAAACCAGCUCCUGCUCCGGAGUUCUCCCAGGCAUCCUUUGAUCUGUCCAGCUUCAUUGGGGGGAUUAUUCUUGUACUGGUGCUUCAAGCAGGAGGCUUCUUUGCUAUGCGGUUCCUGAAGACAAAGGACAGCACCUAUGAAACUAUAGAACAGCCCCAGUAAUGGAACAUCUUGAAAACAUAUAAAGAAUUGACGGAUGAUAUCUGGCAUCUUGAUAAUAUGUCAUUAUUAAUUUAUUUCUUAGUUCAUUUUAUGUCACACUGAAUACCUAUAGUUUCUAUCACUAUCUAUGUCUGAGUGCAUUACAUUGAAUAACUACAUUUUCUUUGUUAAGGCAGUUUUCCCUUGUGUUACUCUGUUGAACUGUGUGGUUAUUUUUAAAGAUGAUGUAUGUUGCUUGUUCUGUUUAUAUUUUUUUCUUGUUUAAAGGACAACAUAAUUAUUAAUUUAGACCUUGAUACAAUAAUCUGCAGUUUUGCUCUGUGCUUGUCAGCCUAAGGUUUUAAAUCUCUCCAGAUGUGUGUUAUCCUACGAUGG
Molecule: messenger RNA, 1450 nt
Organism: Alosa alosa (allis shad)
Lineage: Eukaryota; Metazoa; Chordata; Actinopteri; Clupeiformes; Clupeidae
Gene: cd164l2
Product: CD164 sialomucin-like 2
Exons: 6
Coding region: 597-1031 (144 amino acids)
Cellular component (GO): cytoplasmic vesicle
Source: RefSeq, a predicted model, not a curated record